This is a messenger RNA of Vitrella brassicaformis, 1076 nucleotides long. The record is from the annotation of a GenBank genome assembly. NCBI's taxonomy places the organism in Eukaryota, Vitrellaceae.
UCAAGCCAUCGCAGCAGCACAGCGGUAUGGGGCUCUCGACUCCCUCGCUCUCUUAAAUGACACCGGCAGCUCCUCCGAGUGAACGUCGAGCCACUGCAGGCACACGACACAACACAAGAGGCAAUAGGUAUGGAUGGAAGAGUGUGUGAGCGGAUGGUCUGUGUGUGUGCGCGUACAUCGAGAAGGCCACAGAACUGUGUGUAUUUCUGGGUCGUCUCCUCUCGCGAUAUAAAAUGUAAACAACGAUAUCACUGCAGACAAUCAGACAGACGGAGACACGAGGCCGGGAUCACUUCUUUCUGUGUGCUUACGUACUGCACACUCCAUGCCACUGGUGCUGCUCGCGGUGGCGCUGGCGGGGUGGUGAUGGUGCCGCCCAGCUGUGGGCCCUUCUCGCCCGUGUCCUCGCCGCACACGUGCUCCCCCUUGCCCUGCUGGUCGUCUGUGGCGUCAGCGGACGGCUGCACGACAACAGACUCACCUACAAACAACCAGAACAGAAGAACCACACACGUGUCAGAUGCAGGCAGGUAAGCAAAUGUCAUUCGUGCCUGGUCUUGCCGGCUCACCGUCGGCGGGGGGCUGAGGGCCGAUGAGCUCCCGAAUGCUCCGGAAAGCCCUGUCCUCUCCCCAGCCUCGUCGACAACAGAACUAGCCAUAGCCCCCACACCACUGCUACUGCGGCCGCCCUGCUCUCCUACGUCGCCCAUGCGGCCCGCGUCCUCCUUGGCCUGCCUUGACUCGUCCUUCUCGGCCACGUCUGUCUUGCCUGGGUCUCCCCCGCGCUGCUCUGAGUCUUCCGACUCGGCGGGUGACGGUGCGAUGCUGCUCUGGGUCGGCGAUGGCGGCGGGAAGUCUCAUCGGGGCUGCUGGACUGGUGCCGUGGUCGUCUUGCCCCUGGUGGCAAAGUUGGCGGCGGCCGGCUCGCUGAUGAGAUCCUCCACUGCGAUGGUAUCGGCCGGCUCGCCAAAUAAGUCCUCCACCGCGAUGGUAUCCUCCUGACCCUCUUCCCCCUCGACAAUCCUGUCGCACUCCUUCCGGGCACCGGCGCCCAUAGCACAGGCAGCUUUCAUCAU